AUGGUUUCGCAGCACGUCUUCGACCUUUGCCAAGCAAGAGACACGGUCAGUUCCGUCUUGGCAACGGAUCCAAGCCAACCACCCGGCGACAUCGUUAAGAAAUUGUACGGCCAUCACGAACACGGUUUACACCACGGUCUCACGACCGGAGAGGGUAAAACCUCGGCCAACGACACCGAAAACGCUCUUCAGUGCGGUCGUUGGGGUCCCACCAAUCCAAGUGCAUUAUUCCUACAAGCAUUCGCAGACUCUCUACGAUGUCUCGACAGGGAUCCUCUGGCAGGUGUUGUCUCGCCUCCUUUGAUGGGUUCCCAUGGAACAAUACCUCUUACAGUCAUUGCGCCGCUGGCGGAUGUUAUACGUCAUUGCUCCAACCUGAUUGUGCGCGCCCAGAAGGAAGUGUUUUACAUCACAUGCUCAUGGGCACCAUCAGUAGCUCAAGCACUACUAAAAGAUGCUCUGAUUGAGCUUUCAAGACGGGCUGGAAGGAGGCGAGAGCGAGUGGUGGUCAAAAUUAUGUUUGACAAGCCGGGACCGUCAAACGCAGUAACGCCACAUCAGCCCGUCAAGGUCAAGACGUAUACUUCUAAGUCCGUCGAUCUUCCUUCUCCCGAGGAGAUUCCCAACAUCGACCUCGAGGUGGUCAGUCUGCACAGAUUAAUUCUGGGAACGCUGCAUGCCAAGUUCUGCUUGGUCGAUCGGAAAAUCGCUGCGGUUAUGAGCAACAACACAGAAGAUAAUGAUAAUUUGGAGAUGAUGGUUCAUGUCGAGGGACCCAUCGUUGACAGCAUAUACGAUACAGCCUUGAUUACCUGGCAGAACACCUUACACCCAGUACUCCCCUCACUUGGACCCUCGGCCGCUGGUAGUGACUCGUCAUUAUCCGAGGAAGACCCUUCAAAUACCAGUGGAGGGGAACUACCGAUAGUAGAUCCACUCACAGCGACACAAAACGACGGCGGUGCGCUUCCUGAGCACAUGCCUGGCAAUCCCCACUAUGACGACGACAUUCAAGGAGAGAUCACACGCAUGCAAUCAUGCUACUCUAUGAAGCAAGGGGAGAGCCGUCUUCAAGCAGCCAACCGCCAUCUCAAUAUUGCAGUACACCGACCAAUCGAGCCUACAGGCCCGGAGAUCUAUGAGGGCGAGGAGAUGACACCGUACAUCCCAAGUUCGAUCGACUCAAAACCAGUCCCUAUGGCUCUUGUAUCCCGUCCCCCCUAUGGAGCUAUCGAUUCAAAAAGCAUCCACGUUCCUCAAAACGAAGCUUGGCUGUCCUUGAUAAGAAAUGCGACGCGGAGUAUUUUCAUUCAAACACCUGAUCUCAAUGCCGCUCCUUUAGUCCCAGCACUUAUCGAAGCGUUGAAGAGGGGAGUUGAAGUUACUUAUUACGUUUGUUUCGGAUAUAAUGAUCCCGGUGAAAUGAUCCCUGGCCAGGGUGGGACCAACGAUCAGAUUUCUCAAAGUCUUACUGCAUCACUUCCUAAGGAUGGCCCUGAACGCAAGCUUUUGCACAUAUACAAUUAUGUCGGGAAGGAUCAAGACCACCCCAUCCAUCAGUCCUUCAAAUCUCGUUCAUGUCAUAUCAAGCUUUUGAUCGUGGACGAGAGCGUCGGUAUUCAAGGCAGUGGCAACCAAGACACACAAUCAUGGUUUCACAGCCAGGAGAUCAACCUCAUGGUUGAUAGUACGGAGAUCUGUCGGAAGUGGAGGGAGGGUAUCGAUAGGAACCAGAAUACGAGAAAGUUUGGAAAGGUAGCGGAGGACGGAAUAUGGAGAGAUGCGAAAGGAAAUCCUGGUAAAGGAUAUAUGGGUAACCCAGGAACUGUGAUGGGUUUGGUAAAGGGCGUGACUGGGAUGAUAAUGAAGAUGAAAGGACCAGGAGGGUUUUAA
Molecule: messenger RNA, 1893 nt
Organism: Fusarium sp. VM40
Lineage: Eukaryota; Fungi; Ascomycota; Sordariomycetes; Hypocreales; Nectriaceae
Source: the annotation of a GenBank genome assembly